AACGACAAAAGUAGCCACCGCCAAAACAAGACUGAUUUUCAGUGCUAGGAUGGAUGUGUCUGACUUUGACGGUGGUGUAUACUGACAUCGCCCCUAAUAUACACACUGCAUUGUUGUCUGCCAUUUGUCGCGUUGUUCUAUCUUUAUUCACGUUUCAGUUAUAGCGUUUAGAAAUGAAUGAGACAAUUGAUGUUGCCGCCGAUUGUGAAAUUCGUGGAGUGAUACGUUUUUUAAACCAUCAAAACGUUAAACCGGUCGAAAAUGGUGUGAAAGGUUUAGAAAUAAGAGAGUUAACGUGCAUGAUGAAGAACGUUCCGGGAGGCUCUCAAUAAUCAACGAGGACUUGUUGAAAAAGGUCGAUGAAGAAAUCAAAAACAAUCGUCGCGUGACAAUAUCUGAAUUGACCAGUAUUUUCCCUGGUGUUUCAAGAGCUGUUAUUGGUCGCAUUGUGCAUGACCAUUUAGGCUUCAGAAAAGUUUGUGCGCGUUGGGUGCCGUACGCGUUAUCGGAACGUCGCAAACAAAUCUGAAUGGGAUCUGCUUCGGAAUUCCUAAUGUGCUACAAAGAAAAUGGUGAUGAAUUCCUUAAUUCAAUAGUUACCGGCGAUGAAACCUGGAUUUAUUAUUACACGCCAGAAAGAAAACGGUAGUCAUGUGAAUGGCGUCAUCCUCAGUCACCAACGAAACCAAAAAAGAUCAAGCCACUGCCGUUUGGAAGGAAAUUGAUGGCCACGGUAUUUUGGGAUCGAUUUGGCAUUAUAUUGAUUGACUUUACGCCACGCGGAACGACUGUAAAUGCAGAAUAUUACUGUGAAACACUCUUCAAGUUACGGCUUCAAGUUACGGCUUCAAGUUACACUCUUCAGAGUCGCCGCCGCGGACGACUUACCGACGGCAUCAUACUGUUGCACGAUAAUGCUCGCCCACAUGUGGCUGGUAAGACGCUCGAUUUACUGAACAGAUUUGGAUGGGAAAUUUUCAGUCACCCACCAUACAGUCCAGAUUUAGCACCUUCAGAUUAUCAUUUGUUUGGCAAAUUGAAAGAAUUUUUGGGAGGUAAGCAAUUCGCGGGUGAUGACGAACUUAAAGAUGCCGUGAAUCGAUGGCUAAAUGAACUGGCGGCAGAAGAAUACGACGAGGGUAUAUUAAAGCUGGUGAAUCGCUAUGACAAAUGUCUCAAUUCAUAUGGCGACUAUGUAGAGCACUAAUGUAAGUUGUGUAUUUCAUUCUGUAUCACUUUGUUUGAACAUAUUUUUUUAAUAAUUUUUUUUACAACAAAACGGUCUUUACUUUAGAGAUAACCCUCGUAUAAUUCCAUUUUCUAAUUUUAUUCUACUUCAUUUCUGAUUUCUAAUUAAAAAUCUCCUCUUUUCUAUCAAUUCAUAAUCUACACCUUCCCUUAUCCAUAACCCACUCAAAUUUGAAAUCUCCCGCUUGAAAUAACCCAUCAUGGCCCACCAACUAAUCCCAUAAUGCUCCUUCAAUCAGUGCGCCUCCGUUCGUUUGUGCUC
Nilaparvata lugens (brown planthopper) is the source of this 1510-nucleotide messenger RNA. Its product is annotated as histone-lysine N-methyltransferase SETMAR-like. NCBI's taxonomy places the organism in Eukaryota, Metazoa, Arthropoda, Insecta, Hemiptera, Delphacidae. Bases 725 to 1207 code for a protein of 160 amino acids. The transcript has a single exon. The record is from RefSeq and is a predicted model, not a curated record. Gene Ontology annotation, molecular function: nucleic acid binding.